Molecule: messenger RNA, 1652 nt
Organism: Mustela lutreola (European mink)
Lineage: Eukaryota; Metazoa; Chordata; Mammalia; Carnivora; Mustelidae
Gene: SCO1
Product: protein SCO1 homolog, mitochondrial
Exons: 6
Coding region: 1-885 (294 amino acids)
Biological process (GO): mitochondrial respiratory chain complex IV assembly
Source: RefSeq, a predicted model, not a curated record
AUGCUGCUUCCGGGGGGCCGGCUUUGGCGGCUCCUGCCCUACGGGCUCGGGGUCUGGGGGUCGGUGGAGGGGGCCGCCGGAGUGUGGCUCAGGCAACUCGGCGCGCGGCGAGGGGAGGCGAGGCUGACCUCGCAGCUCGCUCGCUGCGGCUGGGGAAGCCGGUCCUGGAGCACCGGGGUCCCGCCCCCGCCGGGGUCGUCCGGCCCGGAGCCGAAGGGCGGCAGAGACCCCACGCGCCCCUCCAAGCCCGGGCCUGUUUCCUGGAAGUCUUUGGCAUUCACAUUUGCAAUCGGUGGAGCUUUAUUGGCUGGAAUGAAGUACUUCAAGAAAGAAAAGACACAGAAGCUGGAGAAGGAACGGCAGCGAAGCCUGGGAAAGCCUCUGCUUGGGGGCCCAUUUUCCCUCACGACGCAUACUGGAGAGCCCAAAACUGACAAAGACUACGUGGGUCAGUGGGUGUUGAUUUAUUUUGGUUUCACUCAUUGCCCUGAUGUCUGCCCAGAAGAACUAGAAAAAAUGAUACAAGUCGUGGAUGAGAUAGAUAAUAUUCCAACUCUGCCAAAUUUAACUCCACUUUUCAUCACCAUUGACCCAGAAAGGGACACAAAAGAAGCCAUCGCAAAUUAUGUGAAAGAAUUUUCUCCCAAACUGGUUGGCCUGACUGGCAGCAAAGAAGAGAUUGAUCAAGUGGCCCGAGCGUACCGGGUAUAUUACAGCCCUGGCCCCACGGACGAGGACGGGGACUACAUAGUGGAUCAUACAAUAAUCAUGUACUUGAUUGGACCAGAUGGUCAGUUCCUAGAUUAUUUCGGCCAGAACAAGAAGAAUGCGGAAAUUGCCGGUGCCAUCGCUGCGCACAUGAGGGAACACAGGAAGAGGAGGUAGCCCGGGCCGCGGCCGGCGGUGUGUUCUCUUGAGAAAGAGAAGAGCUUUGUCUCCCUUAGGAGCCACAUGUGUAUGCACACGCGCUCAUAUUUGCAACCCACAGAACGUCCUUCGCACCGCAAGAACACCUGUCUUUGGAACAGGGCAUGUCACUUUGGGUUCAGCCAGGAGAGUUCUUGGAACCGUGAAGAUUCCUGCCAGGCAGGCACUUGAGCGCAGGGGACCAGGUCAGCGUGAAGCUGGAGGAGUGGACCCCGGGAAGUGGGGGAGGCUGGGCAGGUACGUUUCCCCACGGCAGCAGGGCCCUCGGAUAGCGUCGCUGCCUCUCCGGUGCCCUGGACCCUUGUCCGGGGUGUAGGGCUGAAUUCCAAAAAGGGUGACAUUUCCUUAGUGCCCUUGCUGUUCCUCUUUGAGUUCUUGGUGGCGGGUAACAGAUCGGGCCCUCGGACAUUCGUCGUGAAUCUUCAGACAUGAAAGCAUGCAUGUGUACAGUCCUGCGUGCUGUCAGCUCUCACGGUCACGUCCACAUUGUGUUCCCUUGUCAGCUGCUGAGUUUACUGAUGAAGAGGAAAUCUGUUGUUUGGGGGAAGACCGCUAGAUCAGUUUCUCUAGGGAUCUUUUAUGUGAUUUUAAUUGAAAGGUGCUGGGUUUUCCAUGACCUACCAGAUGGACAGAAGAGGAUCUCGAUCAUGACUGUGACUCAGGGCGCUUGUCUGCCGAGACCGGGUUGCAGUGGGUGUGAAAUAAAGGUGUGUGCGGUUUUGCAA